Ostreobium quekettii is the source of this 408-nucleotide messenger RNA. The record is from the annotation of a GenBank genome assembly. Lineage: Eukaryota; Viridiplantae; Chlorophyta; Ulvophyceae; Bryopsidales; Ostreobiaceae.
AUGGCCCUGCUGGGCAGUGUCACACACACAAGUGGCGCGUCUGGGAUGUUUGCGCAGGUGUCGGAAGGCACUCAAUUGCCGCGCGACCCCCUGGGGGAUGCAGUCAGUCCCAUUGAAGACCUGAACAGCAGAUGGGAGAAGAUAGCUGAGGCGGAGUACGCCAAGGACGGUGCCACUGAGGGGUGGAGCAGCGACGACGACGCCCAGCAUGAGACCUCAGACAUGGCGUUCAUCAAGAAGCAUCCAGAUGUGCCUGUGGUGGAAAAUCUGGAAGAUCUUUGGAAGUUGAGCAAAUUGCAGCAAGAAAGGAAAGCGAGACAGAAGAAGAGUGAGGCAAGGGCAGGGCACGUCAUGAGGGAUGCCCCACCCUUGCUGCCACAGUGCACUCAACAGGCCCUGUCUUCCUAG